Messenger RNA from Thamnophis elegans (Western terrestrial garter snake), 2309 nucleotides. RefSeq names its product solute carrier family 35 member A2 (gene SLC35A2). Gene Ontology annotation, molecular function: UDP-galactose transmembrane transporter activity. The transcript has 5 exons. Lineage: Eukaryota; Metazoa; Chordata; Lepidosauria; Squamata; Natricidae. Gene Ontology annotation, biological process: pyrimidine nucleotide-sugar transmembrane transport. The record is from RefSeq and is a predicted model, not a curated record. The coding region runs from base 47 to 1186 and encodes 379 amino acids. Gene Ontology annotation, cellular component: Golgi membrane.
AGUGUCCGUUACAGUGGGAAAGCUCGGCUGCCCCGCGGUUGCCACCAUGGCAGCGGCUGGGGGCCCGGGUGGCGGCGUUGACAGUCCGGUGGCGACGGCAGGUAACCGACAGUUGAAGUACAUUAGUUUGGCAGUCUUGGUGGUGCAAAAUGCCUCUCUCAUCCUCAGCAUUCGCUAUGUGCGCACGUUGCCUGGGGACCGAUUCUUUGCUACCACAGCGGUGGUUAUGGCUGAAAUUCUUAAGGGAAUCACCUGCCUACUGCUCAUCUUUAUUCAGAAGCAAGGUAACCUGAGACAGUUUGCUGCCUCUUUGUAUGAUUCCAUUUUGGUACAGUAUAUGGACACUCUCAAGCUAGCAGUGCCUUCUCUCAUUUACACCCUCCAAAACAAUCUGCAGUAUGUGGCCAUUUCCAACCUGCCAGCAGCUACCUUCCAGGUCACCUACCAGCUGAAGAUCCUCACCACAGCUGUCUUCUCGGUGCUGAUGCUCCGCAAGAGCCUGUCCCGUCUUCAGUGGCUGUCCCUCCUGCUUCUUUUUGCCGGUGUAGCCAUUGUCCAGGUGGAGCAGCAGCAGGCAGGGGGCAAACCAGCCCACAAAGACCAGGGGAUGCAACAAAGCUACAUGGUGGGACUUGUGGCCGUGGUGGUGUCCUGCCUCUCGUCUGGCUUUGCCGGGGUCUAUUUUGAAAAGAUCCUCAAAGGCAGCACAGCCUCGGUUUGGCUACGUAACGUCCAACUGGGCAUCUUCGGGACCUUGCUGGGGCUGUUGGGGCUGUGGUCCACCGAGGGGGCAGCCGUAGCUCAGCAUGGAUUCUUCUUUGGCUACACCCCACUGGUGUGGGGAGUGAUCCUGAAUCAGGCUUUUGGUGGCCUCUUGGUGGCACUGGUUGUGAAAUACGCCGACAACAUCCUCAAAGGUUUUGCCACCUCCUUCUCCAUUGUGGUGUCCACCGUGGCUUCUAUCUACCUCUUUGACUUCCACCUCAAUCUACUCUUUGCUCUAGGAGCAGGCCUGGUCAUAGGGGCUGUCUAUCUGUACAGCUUGCCCAAGGGACCAUUGUCCAGUCGAUCCCUGGUGGGUGCAGCUAUCCAGCAGCAGGGCCAUGGAGCACAAAGCAAGGAACUUCCUUCCGUGACUACAGAUGGCUUCCUGUCCAAGGUCUCAGCUAAAGAAAAAGGUUCUUAAAGCAGCAGAGAAAGCACCACCGAAGACUUCGGCAGCAUUUCAGCUGUGAUGCUUUUCUAGAUUUAACGAAAUCUUCUGCCUGCGCUUACAAGAUGCAGAACAAUUCAUGGCACUGAGUGCACAGGGAAGACGGGACUAAUUUUCUCAGAUGUGCCUUUUGGUUGCCUGAUGCACUUUACCAAGCUAAACCUGGUCACCCAUUAAGAUCUGCCUCAUGGACAGAGCUGAACCAUAGGGGCCCCAGUAGCAAUUCAUGGUUCAUUUAGAUCAGGGCUGUCAAACUCGUGGCCUGCAGGCUGGAUAUGUCAUGCGCUGGCCAUGCCCAUGCCGAGUUUAGCAAAGGGGUGGGGAAGUUGUGAUACAUCACGUUAUAACACAAAUUUGACAACCCUGAUUUAGAUGAUCAGUUAUAUCUUCCCAGAGGAGUAAUGGAGCUAUUAGAGCCAUAUUUUUUUUUUAAAAAAUGAAGCAAUACCCUUAAUCAAUUGUCUCAGUAGCCUGGUGUACAAUUUGAAUUCUAAGGUUUUUUCCUAGUGUUUGCCACCAGAAGUCUGUUACAAAUUGCAACGCUAAGGACCAACUUCAGGCCUGGACUUAUUCUGUUUUGUUUACAAUGCAGCUGGGGUGGGGUGGGUGGGAGCAGCCAAUUUUCUAAGUUCAAAAACUUGUGAUAUUAAUGCUAAUUACAGAAUGGUCCUAUGUGGGCAGUAUGAGUGAAUCCAGAAAAAAAAAUAAUCAUGUGUGAACCACCCUUGGCCCUUGAUUCUUGUGAACUGAGAUUGAUUGCAAACCACCAUUCCGUUCUGAUCGACAUUAUCAGAAGAGUUGUAACUUGUCUUAAGUCUUUUGACUUUGCUCCUGUUCCACCUGAGAAUCUGUAGCAGAGACUAACCCAGUCUAAAUUCCAUGGCUUCACUUUGCAUCGCUUUCCAGAGCUGAGCUGGCAAAAGUCUGGCCUGGGCAAAUCCAGACCUUGGAGACCAAAAAGACGACAACAUACUGACUUUUCCUCGCUGUUCAUUUCCGUUUCUCUUUGUGCACUGAGCCUUUCCCUCCCCCGUACAAAAGGGAGAGACAGUAUUUCUUUUUACUCCCUAUCCCCAGCCAUAUAUUUGUGCAGAAC